Messenger RNA from Pyrus x bretschneideri (Chinese white pear), 2968 nucleotides. Its product is annotated as G-type lectin S-receptor-like serine/threonine-protein kinase At1g11410. Gene Ontology annotation, biological process: protein phosphorylation; recognition of pollen. Lineage: Eukaryota; Viridiplantae; Streptophyta; Magnoliopsida; Rosales; Rosaceae. Bases 206 to 2740 code for a protein of 844 amino acids. The transcript has 7 exons. Gene Ontology annotation, molecular function: ATP binding; protein serine/threonine kinase activity. The record is from RefSeq and is a predicted model, not a curated record.
GUUUAGAUUAUGGUUGAGAUGUUUCUUUCAGGGUAUCUUUUUGCAACUACUCCCAGGGUGGACCUAAAUCUGAUCAAGUCCAGCUUGUAGCAUUUAAAAUCUCAGCAACCCCAAAAGCAUAUCAAUUUCAUCUUAUUAUACCAAAUUAUUGCACUUCAAGUCCUCAUUGAAUUUUUUUUUUUUUUUUUUAAAAAAAAAUCGAACCAUGAACUCUACUAAAUGGGUUGCGAAGAUGAAAAAUAUAUUGCUUAUCUUCCAGCUAUUUGUUCUUCCCUCUUGCAUUUUUUCCCUUGACACCAUCACCCUAAACAAACCCAUCAAGGACGGGGACGUUUUAACCUCCAGCAAGAAAUUCUUCGCACUAGGGUUCUUCAGCCCCGGCAAUUCUUCGAACCGCUAUGUCGGAAUUUGGUACAACAAAGUUCAGGAGCAAACCAUCGUUUGGGUUGCAAAUAGAAACAACCCUGUCACUAAUACCUCCGGACUCCUAGCAGUGAUUAGUCAUGGAGGCCUUGUGAUCUAUGGGAAUGAGAAAAGUACCCCUCUCUGGUCUGCUAAUGUCACCGUCUCUUCUCCAAACAAUUCCGUGAUAGCCAAGCUUUUGGAUACGGGAAAUCUUGUUGUGGUUGAAAAUAAUGGUAAGGUGCUUUGGCAAGGUUUUGAUUAUCCCUCGAAUACACUGCUUCCUUUUAUGAAAAUUGGGCUGGACCGGCGGUCCGGGUUGAACCGGUUCCUCACAUCUUGGAAGUCCCAAGAUGACCCGGGAAUCGGAAACUGCUCGUACCGGAUAGAGCCAAGUGAAAGUCCGCAGCUGUUCUUAUACAAGGGUCAGGCUCCAUUUUGGCGGAGCGGAUCUUGGACCGGUGAGAGAUGGUCCGGGGUGCCGGUAAUGACAAAAAAUUUCAUCUUCAAUGCUACUUUUGUGAACAAUGAAGAUGAGGUAUCCGUCAUGUAUAGUAUUGUUGAUGAAUCAAUCUUCUCAAAAGUGGUGAUCGAUGAAUCAGGAAUUGUUGAACGGUCCACGUGGCACGAUCAAGUGCAUCAAUGGGUCAAGUUUUGGUCCGCCCCGGUAGAGCAGUGUGAUUUUUACGGAAAGUGUGGUCCGAACAGCAAUUGUGACCCAUAUAUUGCGGAUGAGUUUGAGUGCAAAUGCCUACCUGGAUUCGAACCCAAGUUGCAACAUGAGUGGUAUUUGAGAGACGGUUCGGCCGGGUGCGUGAGGCGAAAAGGAUCAUCUGUUUGCCAAAACGGGGAAGGGUUCGUGAAGUUUGAACGUGUGAAGGUGCCGUACUCUUCUACGACACGUGUGAACAUGAGUAUGAGUCUGAAAGCAUGUCAAGAAGAAUGCCUGAGAAAUUGUUCUUGCAUGGCAUACGCAAAUGCAGAUGAAAGGCAGGGAGGGAAUGGGUGUGUGCAUUGGCAUGGGGACUUGAUGGACACAAGGACUUAUUCGGAUACGGGCCAAGAUUUAUAUUUGCGAGUUGAUGCAAUUGUUUUAGCUCAAUAUGCAAAGAAGUCAAAUGGUUCUUUUGGCAAGAAGAGGAAGCUGGAAGUUUCACUAAUAAGUGGUCUAGUGUUCCUUCUCUUGCUUUCCCUUGCAUGUUGGUUGGUGAUGAGGAAGAGAAAAGUUAGGAGAAGUCGGGAUAAGUUUCCAUUCAGUGUGACCACAACACCAUCCUACUGGGAAGAUUCUCCUGCUAGAACAGAUAUUGAUGAAAGCAGAAUAAAUUCAGACUUACCAUUCUUUGAACUAAGUACCAUAGCUAAAGCCACAAACAAUUUCGCUUUCAACAACAAGCUUGGAACAGGCGGUUUCGGCUCCGUUUAUAAGGGUGUGCUAUAUAAUGGAAAUGAGAUAGCAGUGAAAAGACUAGCCAAGAAUUCCGGCCAAGGAAUUGGAGAGUUUAAGAAUGAAGUGCUGCUGAUUUCAAAGCUCCAACACAGGAACCUUGUGAGGAUUAUAGGUUGCUGUGUUCAAGAUGAAGAGAAGAUCCUGAUCUACGAAUACUUGCCAAAUGGAAGUCUUGACUUUUUCAUUUUUGAUGAAGCAAAACGGGCGUUUUUGGAUUGGACAAGACGCUUUGAGAUAAUCUGUGGGAUUGCUAGAGGGAUCUUAUACCUUCAUCAGGAUUCAAGAUUAAAAAUCAUCCAUAGAGAUCUAAAGGCCAGCAAUGUUCUAUUGGAUUCUGCUAUGAAUCCCAAGAUUUCUGAUUUUGGUAUGGCUAGGAUAUUUGGCGCUGAACAAAUUGAAGCAAAUACAAACCGUGUGGUUGGGACAUAUGGUUAUAUGUCACCAGAGUAUGCAAUGGAAGGACUUUUUUCAGUAAAGUCUGAUGUGUAUAGCUUCGGUGUUUUACUGCUAGAAAUUGUUAGCGGCAGAAAGAACACCGGUUACUACCACGAUAAUCCUGACUCAAACUUAGUUGGACAUGUUUGGGACUUGUGGAAGGAAAGUAGAGCGUUGAAAAUUAUUGAUUCGUCUCUGGGAGAAUCAUACCCUGUCAAUGAAGUUCUAAGAUGCAUUCAAAUUGCACUCUUGUGCGUGCAAGAACAUGCGACAGAUCGUCCACUCAUGUCAGCAGUGGUUUUCAUGUUGGGUAAUGAUGCAGCACUUCCUUCACCAAGGCAACCUGGAUUUUUGUUGAAGAGAACUUAUCAUGCUAGUGGAGAUCCAUCAGCCAGUACUGAAGGAGCUUACUCCAUAAACGAUGUGACCUGCACAGAAGUAGAAGCUCGCUAAGGGGAGAAUUAGACGUAUAAUCGGUAGACUAUAUCAUUCAACUGAGAGCAUGAUCGCGAUGAGUGACAUAAAUAAAGAGGACAUACAAAUUAUAACUAUAAAUCUAAGUUCUAUAUUUACAACACUCAUCAUCUGUCUUGUUAUAAAUAAAAACUACAAAUGAUGUGAUUUGUAGUAAGUUGAUGCCCUAGGCUCUUCAAUUUGAAAAGUCACCACUCAUGAAGAGUA